Messenger RNA from Fragaria vesca subsp. vesca, 853 nucleotides. RefSeq lists its product as uncharacterized. The transcript is spliced from 2 exons. Bases 24 to 653 code for a protein of 209 amino acids. NCBI's taxonomy places the organism in Eukaryota, Viridiplantae, Streptophyta, Magnoliopsida, Rosales, Rosaceae. The record is from RefSeq and is a predicted model, not a curated record.
UAAGAUGUGUAUUACAUUCCAAAAUGUAUUAUUUCCAGCAUAUGUAUGCUACAAAAAAUAUCCCUGAGGAUAUCAGCAUAUUGAGUGAUGCGGCUGCUGCUGAAAAGGUUUUGCUUCACCUGCUUGGCCCUGCUGAUGCCAGCAUUAUGCAGGCAUACGCUGAUGGUGAUCUGAGGAGGAACUUAGCCCACCGUGCCCUUGCUUCCUCGCUCCACUUAGCCAUGUGGCUGAGGGAAACUGCAGAUAUUUCAAAGCAGCGCGAUGAAGCCAUAGCUCAUGUUGCAGGGCUGGAGGAAAGAUUAAGAAGGUUCGAGAAGAUCUUUGUGAAACAGGAGGCUGAAAAUGAGAUUCUGAGCCUAGAGGUCGACGAUCACUGUCGCGAGAAGGAGUAUGAAUCUAAGAUUGAGAUUUUGUCAAAUGAGCUUAACCAGCAGAAGCAAGCAACUGAGGUCAUGGAGAGCAAGUGCAAGGAGUUGGAGGCCAUGCACAAGGAGAAGGCUACUCUUCUGGAAGAGGCCAUGAAGCAGCUCAACGAUGCCAACAUGCUGCUUGCCGAGGUGAGCGAAGGUCUUGGCGUGGCUAGGGAACCCGGGGCCAAGGAUCCCAAGCAUUUCUGGACUGUUUGCAUACACUGCAAGGUCCAGUAUCAGUAGUACAGGAUCUACCAAAACUGCAGGCUUCGUUGCCUAAAUUGUCAAAAUGCUUUUCUAGCAAUAGAAACAGCAUCUCCGAAAGAAAGAUAUCCAUGGAGUAGCUCUUCUAGGCAGAAGCCUAAGGGAUAUGGACAGGGUGCUGGUGCAGUGAAAGUGGAGGCUCAGGAUGGUCCGUGAGUUGGUCAAGAGCAAUGAAACAG